This is a messenger RNA of Synchiropus splendidus (mandarinfish), 2110 nucleotides long. It is a transcript of the gene gmnn, whose product is annotated as geminin DNA replication inhibitor. The coding region runs from base 1115 to 1897 and encodes 260 amino acids. The record is from RefSeq and is a predicted model, not a curated record. NCBI's taxonomy places the organism in Eukaryota, Metazoa, Chordata, Actinopteri, Syngnathiformes, Callionymidae. Gene Ontology annotation, biological process: negative regulation of DNA replication; negative regulation of cell cycle. The transcript is spliced from 7 exons. Gene Ontology annotation, cellular component: nucleus.
ACCAGAACGCCGGUGCGAAUCUCUCCCUCACGCGACUCUAGUUCGGAGAUGUUUGGCUGCGUGUCUUCUUUUCUUCCGUCGUCACAAGCUACGGCUCGCCCUGCGGCAUAAGCCAUGUCAAGAUAAAUCGACCACCCAGCUGGAGUCCCCAGUUCUUUCAGUCGACGUGUGGCGCGUUCUGUCUCCCGGUGGACCCAUGUUUAACGACGCGUCGUCCAACGUGUUUGCGUUUGGUUUCAAUGUGUGUUUCAGGAGCUAAGAAUCGCAACACAAAGCUGCACGAUCAACGGCCUGCCCCAAAAUGGCUGAGCGCUGACAGCUCUUCUUUGCCUUUCCUUUUCUGUUUACGCGAUGAGCGCAGCGCCUUUAAAUAUCAUAUUGCCACCUGCUGUACAGACAGUGUAAUGCAUGUCCUUUAUUGGUCACAAAAUGGAGUUAACAAUUGCUUUCAUUGCAUUAAUACCAACAACUUUUGUGGAAACUCACCUUCUCGGUUGUUCAUAAAUUAGGAUAUUUAAUGUCAAUUGUCAAUAUGUGUUGGACUGGCAUGAUGAAUCGUUGGCGUUUGACGUUAUAUACAGGUUAAAAACUCGUGUAUAUCGCUCCUGUAGUUAUGGUUUGUUCCAGAUGUGUAUUUCAGACGAGAUUUUAAAAAAAGAUAAUUUAAAUCUCUGCUCUAAUAGAAACGGGUGGGGGUCUUUCACUUAUCCCAUCAAAUGAACAAUAAAAACCAAUCACAUGUUUCACCGCGGUGAUUCAAUCUUCAGGUCUAGUAAAUGAUUUUAAAGCCUACUUGCAUUGUCACUUAAGGAGGAGCAGGGUGGUUUCAAGAUUUUCUAGCUACGAAAACAUGAGAGAUUCUUCGAGUUGCUCGAUUCUAUUUUCAGUGUCUUUUGUUGUUUGAAAUGUGCAAUUUACUGUAGAUCGGCGAAAUUAUUUAGAACCUUUUAAAAAUACAGCUACAUGAACCUGAACGAACCGAACGGGGUCAUAUUAAAUACACAACAAAAAUAACAAUAAUGGCGUCAGUAGGAUUUAUCCAGGAAGUGACGCAUGCUAGAGACGCACGUGGAAACUCUGCCUCCCCGUGAUUGGCCCUUUGUCACGUGACUGAAUGCGCAUAUUUAAGCUUCUGGCGCGAGACGUUCAGACCGUCGCUAUCGUUCUCAGGAAGUUGAUCUCCAUUUUUGACUGGAUUGAAAAAAAAGAAACAAUGAGUUCCAGUGGCAAGACUAAGCCCAGCCAGGAGAAAUACAACGAGAAUCUCAAGAACUUUUUUGGUAGUUCUCAAAAAGCAUUGGGGACAUCAGCUCCAAGGCCAACAUUCAAGGUCCUGCAGGCGUCGGCUGUGAACAAAAAUCUGGGAAAGACCCCACAGCAGGCAGGAAAAGUAGUCCCCAAAAGAAAACAGUGGCAUUCGGAACCACGGGGUCAGAAGAGGGUGAGAGUGGAGGUCAAGUCGACCCAGACAGAAGACAAUGACAGCUCUGCAGAUGGAAUCUCACCCGAAGCGUAUAAUCUGAUGGUCAAAGAAACUCCACCUGAAGCCUACUGGAAAGAGGUGGCAGAGAGCCGGCGGAGAGCUCUGUUUGAUAUGCUGAGGGAGAACGAAACGCUGUUUAAAGACCUGGAGGUGAAGGAGGAGCAGAUUAAGCAGCUGAAGAGUGAGAACACAGAACUUCAGGAGCUGGCGCAGCACGUCAAGUACAUGGCUGACAUGAUUGAGAGGCUGACAGGGAAGGAACCCGACAGUCUUGAGCAGCUGAAGGAGAUCACACUGGAGGAAGAAAAACAAGAGGAUUGUGAAGAAGGGGAACCUUUUUCCAGUGACGAAGAGUUUGACGUUGAGCGCGACUUGUGCCAUGAACCGGGUGACACUGGAGAGAACGACGACUAAUCCCCUCGCUGACCUCACGCUUGUGCACGAUCCUGUUUCCAAGUCAUUUGGCUUUUAAAGUUUUUGUUUAGGAAGGUGCAUCUUUUUAAGAUUAGUUUUAAAAUGUGGAUUAUUUUUGACGUGUUAGCUGCUCCCAACACUUGAAUUGGCUGAUUGUGCUACAUAGACUUGUACAUACAUAUGCUGUAAAAUAAAGUUUUUAUUUCGAGCAGA